Pipistrellus nathusii (Nathusius's pipistrelle) is the source of this 2142-nucleotide messenger RNA. Lineage: Eukaryota; Metazoa; Chordata; Mammalia; Chiroptera; Vespertilionidae. The record is from the annotation of a GenBank genome assembly.
AUGUCCCAAAAUCUGGAGAAGAGCCAGGCCUACCCCCGCCGACGCCCUGGGCCUCACCCAGGCCUUGAGAGUCCCGGAGCCGCCUCAGCCACAGCCAUGUACACCUUCCUGCCUGACAACAUCUCAUCCGUGAAGCCCAAAGCGUCCAAGGAGGUGAAGCCGCUGCUGGGCUCGGUGGUGCUGGGGCUGCUGCUGGUGCUGGCAGCGGUGGUGGCCUGGUGCUACUACAGCGCCUCCCUGCGCAAGGCCGAGCGUCUGCGCCUGGAGCAGCUGGACCUGAAACUCGGAGGCUUCUCCAUCCGCAACCAGAAAGGCGAGCAGGUCUUCCGCAUGGCCUUCCGCUCGGGGGCGCUGGACCUCGACUCCUGCAGCCGCGACGGCGCCCUGCUGGGCUGCUCCCGCACGGCGGACGGGCGGCCGCUGCACUUCUUCAUCCAGACCGUGCGGCCCAAGGACACCGUCAUGUGCUACCGCGUGCGCUGGGAGGAGGCGGAGCCGGGGCAGGCCGUGGAGCACGCCAUGUUCCUGGGGGACGACGAGGCGCACUGGUACGGCGGCGCGGAGAUGAGGACCCAGCACUGGCCCAUCCGGCUGGAGGGCCAGCAGGAGCCGCAGCCCUUCGUCACCAGCGACGUGUACUCCUCCGACGCGGCGUUCGGCGGCAUCCUCGAACGCUACUGGCUGUCGUCGCGCGCGGUGGCCAUCAAGGUCAACGGCUCCGUGCCCUUCCACCUGGGCUGGAACGGCACGGAGCGCUCGCUGCGGCUGCAGGCCCGCUACCGCCGCACGCCCUACAAGCCGCCCGCCGGCCUGCCCGCGGCCCCCGAGCUCAGCUACCGCGUGUGCGUGGGCUCCGACAUCACCUCCAUCCACAAGUACAUGGUGCGGCGCUACUUCAACAAGCCAUCGCGGGUGCCCGCGCCCGAGACCUUCCGCGACCCCAUCUGGUCCACGUGGGUGCUGUUCGGGCGCGAGGUGGACCAGGACAAAGUGCAGCGCUUCGCGCGGCAGAUCCGGCAGCACGGCUUCAACAGCAGCCACCUGGAGAUCGACGACUCGUACACGCCCGCCUACGGCGACUUCCGCUUCGACGAGGCCAAGUUCCCCAACGCCAGCGACAUGUUCCGCCGCCUGCGCGGCGCCGGCUUCCAGGUCACGCUGUGGGUGCACCCGUUCGUCAACUACAACGCGUCGUCGUUCGGCGAGGGCGUGGAGCGGGAGCUGUUCGUGCGCGAGCCCUCGGGCCGGCUGCCGGCGCUGGUGCGCUGGUGGAACGGCAUCGGCGCCGUGCUCGACUUCACGCGCCCGGAGGCGCGAGACUGGUUCCAGGGCCACCUGCGGCGCCUGCGCGCGCGCUACGGCGUCGCCUCCUUCAAGUUCGACGCGGGCGAGGUGAGCUACCUCCCGCGAGACUUCAGCACCUACCGGCCGCUGCCGGACCCCAACCUGUGGAGCCGGCGCUACACGGAGAUGGCGCUGCCCUUCUUCUCGCUGGCCGAGGUGCGCGUCGGCUACCAGUCCCAGAACAUUUCGUGCUUCUUCCGCCUGGUGGACCGCGACUCGGUGUGGGGCUACGACCUGGGGCUGCGCUCGCUCAUCCCCGCCGUGCUCACCGUCAGCAUGCUGGGCUACCCGUUCAUCCUGCCGGACAUGGUGGGCGGCAACGUGGUGCCGGAGCGCACGGCGGGCGGCGGCCGGGUGCCGGAGCGUGAGCUGUACGUGCGCUGGCUGGAGGUGGCCGCCUUCAUGCCCGCCAUGCAGUUCUCGGUGCCCCCCUGGCAGUACGACGCCGAGGUGGUGGCCAUCGCGCACAAGUUCACCGCCCUGAGGGCCUCGCUCGUGGCGCCGCUGCUGCUGGAGCUGGCCGGCGAGGUCACGGACACGGGCGACCCCAUCGUGCGCCCCCUCUGGUGGAUCGCGCCGGCCGACGACACGGCGCACCGCAUCGACUCGCAGUUCCUCAUCGGGGACACGCUGCUGGUGGCGCCGGUCCUGGAGCCCGGCAAGCAGGAGCGCGACGUCUACCUGCCCGCGGGCAAGUGGCGCAGCUACAAGGGUGAGCUUUUCGACAAGACCCCGCUGCUGCUCACCGAUUACCCCGUCGACCUGGACGAGAUCGCCUACUUCAUCUGGGUAUCCUGA